Acanthosepion pharaonis is the source of this 681-nucleotide messenger RNA. NCBI's taxonomy places the organism in Eukaryota, Metazoa, Mollusca, Cephalopoda, Sepiida, Sepiidae. The record is from the annotation of a GenBank genome assembly.
AUGCCAGAAUUAGCCUUCUCCUGCUGUUUAUUUUCUUGUAUCCUUUACAACGCUCUUCUUCUUCUUCUUCUUCUUCUUCUUCUUCUUCUUCUUCUUCUUCUUCUUAUUCUUCAAUUGAUUCUUUCUUUCUUUCAUUCAUUCAUUCUUUUUUGCUUAUUUCAUUCUUUCUUUCUAUCAUUCACUCUUUUUUCUUUUCUUUUUCUUUCAAUAAUUCUUUCUUUCUUUUUCAUUAUUUCCUUUUUCUUUCUUUCGUUCGUUCUUUUUUCUUUCUUUCUUUCAAUCAUUCUUUUAUUUUCUUUGUUGCUUUUUUCUCUCCUUUUUCUUUCUUUCUCCCAUUGUUUUUUUUUCGUUUAUUCUUUGUUUCUUUCUUUCAUCCAUUCUUUUUUCUUUCUUUCCUUUUUCUUUCAUUCAUUUUUUUUCUUUCUUUCUUUCAAUAAUUCUUUCUUUUCUUUUCAUUUUUUUCUUCCUUUUUUUCUUCGUUCUUUUUUUUUUUUUUUUCAUUCAUUCAUUCCUUUUUCUUUUUCUUUAUUUCAUUCUUUCUUUCAUUCAUUCUUUUUUUCUCUCAAUCAUUCUUUCUUUCUUUUCUCUCUUUCUUUCUUCUUCCUUUCUUUUUUCGUUCUUUCUUUUUUCUUUCUUGAAGUAGCCACGACGCGAAUGAGUCCGAACUUUUAUUGUCGAUAA